Benincasa hispida (wax gourd) is the source of this 357-nucleotide messenger RNA. Lineage: Eukaryota; Viridiplantae; Streptophyta; Magnoliopsida; Cucurbitales; Cucurbitaceae. The record is from RefSeq and is a predicted model, not a curated record.
AUGGGCAUUUUUAAACCAAAGGGUUGGCUGUCUGAGGUUACUGACUUGGAUAAAACAGAACCACGAUCCUACAAGGAAAGUCUCCUUCAUCCAAGCUGGAAACAAGCAAUGCUUGAGGAAUAUGAAGCUCUCAUCAGAAAUAAUGCAGCUCUACCCCAGGAUCGAAAGGGAAUUGGUAGCAAAUGGGUGUUCAGACUCAAACAAACUCCAUCUGAUGAGAUUGCUCGUUACAAGGCUCGUUUGGUUGCUCAAGGCUUCAACCAAGACUAUGGCAUCGAUUACUUUGAGACCUUCAAUCCAGUUGUCAAGCCUACUAUCAUUCAGCUUAUUCUGUCAAUUGCUCUGUCUCAAAACUAG